Molecule: messenger RNA, 1675 nt
Organism: Zingiber officinale
Lineage: Eukaryota; Viridiplantae; Streptophyta; Magnoliopsida; Zingiberales; Zingiberaceae
Product: DUF21 domain-containing protein At1g55930, chloroplastic-like
Exons: 10
Coding region: 334-1275 (313 amino acids)
Molecular function (GO): flavin adenine dinucleotide binding
Source: RefSeq, a predicted model, not a curated record
CAAAACAACCGAGGAGAUAAAGAUAAUGACACACAUUCCAUAUACGCCUGCCAUUUUUAGUUCUUGUAAAGUAUGAUUUUUAUCAUUGACAAAUGAUAUGACAAUUUCUUGAGAGAAUCUCUCCCUUCUUUCUAGAAUAUCUAGAGAGAAGGUGACUGGAGGUUGGUAGGGUACCGGACUCCCACUCUGGUGGACUGUGGUGAAUCUUUCUCGUCUUCCCUGCACUGGACGAAGAACUCUCUUGGUGGUGGCAUUCCCAUUGUGAUGGAGGGGCCUCCCUCGCAUGGGAUUUGACCGAAGGUUGCGGAGGUAGGGCGAGGAUUUUACUAGGAUAUGAUCAAAAAUGUACUAGAGAUAAAAGACACACAUGUUCGAGAAGUGAUGACACCUCUUGUAGAUGUAGUUGCAAUUUAUGGCAGUGCAACACUCGUUGAUUUUCAGAAUUUGUGGGAGACUCAUCAAUAUUCAAGAGUACCAGUCUUUGAGGAGCGUAUUGAUAAUAUUGUAGGGAUUGCAUAUGCCAUGGACAUGCUUGACUAUGUCAAAAAGGUUGAGAAGCUAAAAGAAAUCACGGUGAACAAUAUUGCGCGCAUGCCAGCGUAUUUUGUACCAGAUUCAAUGCCCGUCUGGAAUAUGCUGAGAGAGUUUCGCAUAAGGCAGGUUCAUAUGGCUGUAGUGCUUAAUGAAUAUGGUGGAACAGUCGGUAUUGUGACCCUAGAAGAUGUUGUUGAAGAGAUUGUUGGUGAAAUAUUUGAUGACAAUGAUUCAAAGGAGGAAAUCCAACGGAAAACAGGGUACAUUGUGAUGCGAGAUGAUGGGGCAUUCGAUGUCGAUGCCAACACAAGUAUUGAUCAACUAUCAGAAGAACUAAAUAUUAAAAUACCAGAGGGUCAUCAGUAUGAUACAGUAUCUGGCUUUGUCUGUGAAUCCUUUGGAUAUAUUCCUGAAGAAGGUGGGAAGAUCAUAGUGGUACUUGAGAAGGCAAAUAAAGAAGAGGAUACUGAAGUCAUUGAAAUAACAACGGAUGACCAUGAUGAGAAGAGAUUUCAAUCGUUUGAACUUGAGAUACUUGAAGCUAAUGAAAGAAAGGUUGGUAAAGUUCGUUUUAUACCAAUCAACAAUGAGCAUGGAGAAAACUUAGAUAAUAAGGGCGUGACUCGAAAAGUAGAUAAGCAAGCAAACAAAUCCAUAAAUGAACUGGACAGCUCGGACGAAGAGAUUGAGAUGGGAUUCAAAGAUGGAUGCUCCCACGAGGCCAGUUUUGCAGCAGGAUGAGCUCCAACAUAAAAAUUCCUUGAUUCAUAACAAUAGUCAAAAGCUAGAUAAAUAACGAGAAAAGAGCAGCUUUUCUUCAGAGUGAGAAACAUGGGAAAGUUAUGACCAUAAUCCAACCAAACGGAUUGCGGCCUCAAAGGAUAUAUCAAGUCGCCAUGGAAGAACCACACAGGUCGUCGUGCAGCUUAAGCCAGCGCUUGCAGGAUCUGCCUCUUCUCCCUCAUCUGUUUGAUCUGUGGUAGCCACUUGAACCUCUCUUGCAGCAUUGCAACGGAGGAGCAGAGGACUAGUCAUUAUUCUGCUCAGCCAUUUUAAGAAUAAAAACUGAUUCAACAAUGGGUUGUAUUCUUGUUCGCUUGUGCUCUUGUAUUUGUCGGUCAAAUAAGCUUUCUUUCUCUCA